AUGGGCUUUGGGUGUGUUUCUAAAGUCCAUUUCAUAUGGGAACUUGAAGAAUGGGAAAAUGUCGACCUGCAAUUGUGGCCAAACCGUCUCGUAUCGUCGAAUAGAGCGGUAGAUGGAAAAGGGUGUUUGGGACGAGGUCCCUCAGUUAUAGGGAUUGUGUCAUGCGAGCUUCAGCUGGAAGCUCCUCCAAUUGCGUUAAUAGGCAUGGAAAGCCUAAAGCUUUUCGGGGAAUUGUGUUAG
Prunus armeniaca (apricot) is the source of this 240-nucleotide messenger RNA. The record is from the annotation of a GenBank genome assembly. NCBI's taxonomy places the organism in Eukaryota, Viridiplantae, Streptophyta, Magnoliopsida, Rosales, Rosaceae.